GAGGCCCUAUCUAUUGGCUUUGCUUCCAUUUAUUCUCAGCUUUAAUUUCCCUUAAAAAUCCCGACUUUCUUGUUCCCUUUCAACGGCUCAACCCCUCCAUUUUUGUCCUCCAUUCCAAAUAUGAUUUUUAAUUUCAAUUCUUAUGUAAUUCAAUCCCAACCCUUCAUCGUCUCUGCUAUAAUCACCAUAUAGAUUCUCUACUUUGUGUUUCCUUGUUUCGUUUUUUACCUUAACCUUUACCUGCUUGUCUCGCGUUUCUAAUUUUCUUUUUGGGAGGAAUCGAUUUCUUCCCAUUUUGUUGUUUCUUCUUCUUCUUCUUUUUUUUUUUUUGAAUUAAUUAAUGUAAGAGCCGACCCAGAAGGCAAUAAAUUAAUUUUAAUUUCUUGUUGGGUUUUUAAAGAUUUAAUUUUUUUUUUUUUUAAUGGCGGAUUUGAUGGCAAUGGUGGCGAGUUUUUGGAGAACAUUUCUUCUUGUGUAGGUGUAGCUUUUCUUCGUGGAAGUCUUGGGGAUAAGACCCAUUUUUGUGAAACUCAGGUACGCAGCCUUCUAAAGCUCCAAAAUAGACUAAUUCUCAUGGUUUGAAGCUGGUGGGGUUUCUUUAUUUGACGAAAUCAUUUACCCUUUUGAUAUUAAAGAAUCAAAUCCACGAAAUCCCCUUCUUUUUUUUCUUUUCUUGAUCUAAUCGGAAUAACCCCAAGAAAUGUAUGGGACUCAAAGCAAAAGAGAUAUUGCUCUAGAAUUGCAAGCUCAGAUUCCAAUUCUAAGGCCGAGUAUCCACGCAAGGAGGGCGAAUAUUACAGUUAAGUUUCAAGAUCUAUAUGGGUUCACAGUGGAAGGCAAUGUGGAUGAUGUUAAUGUGUUGAAUGAAGUUAGGGAAAAGGUUAGACAACAGGGUCGUGUUUGGUGGGCAUUGGAAGCUAGCAAAGGAGCCAAUUGGUACUUGGAACCCUCUGUUUCUGAAGGGAUCGCCCUCAAAUCCUCCCUCAAAUUAUCAACCCUUGCGAAUGCCAUCACUUUGAAGAAGUUGAUUAGGAAAGGAAUUCCGCCGGUUCUUCGUCCCAAGGUUUGGUUCUCCUUAUCCGGAGCUGCGAAGAAGAAAUCCACGGUUCCUGAUAGCUAUUACAAUGAUUUGACCAAGGCUGUCGAAGGGAAAGUCACGCCGGCCACUAGGCAGAUUGAUCAUGACUUGCCCCGUACUUUUCCUGGUCAUCCUUGGUUAGACACACCAGAGGGUCAUGCCGCUCUUCGUCGUGUUCUUGUUGGGUAUUCCUUCCGUGACUCCGAUGUUGGAUACUGUCAGGGCUUAAACUAUGUUGCUGCAUUGUUAUUGCUCGUGAUGAAAACGGAAGAAGAUGCUUUUUGGAUGCUAGCUGUCCUCUUAGAAAAUGUUUUAGUUAGUGACUGUUACACGACCAACUUGUCAGGAUGUCAUGUCGAGCAAAGGGUGUUCAAAGAUUUACUUACCAAAAAGUGUCCCAGGAUAGCUGCCCAUUUGGAAGCAUUGGAUUUUGAUGUCUCCCUUGUAGCCACUGAGUGGUUCCUGUGUCUUUUCUCUAAGAGCCUACCUUCUGAGACGACUCUUCGUGUUUGGGACGUCCUUUUCUAUGAGGGAGCAAAAGUUCUGUUUCACGUGGCUUUGGCUAUCUUUAAGAUGAAGGAAGGGGAGUUGCUUAUAACUCAUCAUGUGGGAGAUGUGAUUAAUAUUCUACAGAAAACUACACAUUACCUAUUCGAUCCCGAUGAUCUAUUGACGGUGGCAUAUGACAAAAUUGGAUCAAUGACUACCAACACUAUAUCGAAGCAAAGGAAAAAGCAAGAACCAGCAGUUAUGGCUGAGCUUGACCAGAGAUUGAGGCGACUAAAUUCCAUUAAAGCGGAUGACAAAUAAGCCCUUUCAUUCCCACCUGUCAAGCUCUGAUCAAACUGUAACAUUAUAGCUAUACACGACUUCCCUUCCCUGCCUCAGAGAGAGUAAAGUAAAACCAAAAAAAAAAAAAAAAAAAAAAAAAAAAAAAAAAAGAAAAAAACCAAAAACCAAGAGAGCAUCUGUUUUUCCAUGGUGUUUGUAGCUUUAUAAAAUGUAAAUUACAAAUGUUAAUACUUUUUAUAUAUUGUUAAUUACACUGCUAAAGAGAGAGAGCGUUAUGGGUUUCCCCCUGCUCUGUAA
Molecule: messenger RNA, 2167 nt
Organism: Benincasa hispida (wax gourd)
Lineage: Eukaryota; Viridiplantae; Streptophyta; Magnoliopsida; Cucurbitales; Cucurbitaceae
Product: Ypt/Rab-GAP domain of gyp1p superfamily protein
Biological process (GO): regulation of GTPase activity
Molecular function (GO): small GTPase binding; GTPase activator activity
Source: RefSeq, a predicted model, not a curated record